AUGGCUGCAUGGGAAGAUCUCGUGCAACAAGCCCGGCAUGGGAAUGGCUUGGGUGCGAUGGAGGGCUUGCAGCGGCUCAUCAGCGAUGUGAAUCCACAGCUGCGUUACGAUGCCGUGGAGGCCUUGAUGCACAUUGCUCUGGCGGUAUUUGGCAGGGCAGACGCAGAGGAGGUCAAGCUGUGCUACGACCUCUUCAGCCGCCAUCUGUCAAAGAGUGUCGGGGACCACGACGAGUACGUGCGGGCUUUGGCACUGGAGGGCAUUUCAUCUGUGCUUCGCAGAGGCGAUAACGAUGCAGGUAAUCGUGUGGCUGCGCACCUGAAGGACUGGCGUGGCGGCGUUCGCCGCGCAGCCGUGGAGGCAAUUGCACGGCUUUUUGCAGGCGGUUCUGCGCCAGACUCUGUGCUGCGACAACUUGCCGACCAUGUGGAUGACCAUGAUAUUGAAGUGCGGGAGGCCACCGCCCGCGUCCUGCCGAGCAUCUGCCCGGAGGGUAGUCAGGCCGUCAUAGCAGCCCUACUUCCCAAGCUGGCCACGAUCAAGCAGAUGGAGCCGAGGAUACGGACCUGCCAGGUCCUUUGGACCGUGGCGAAGCGGGGAGAUGGCAAGGUCGUCCGCGCACUCUGUGAGCUGCUUGAGAAGAGCGAUGACUCUGGCUUACGACGGGAGGCUGCAAGAGGACUUGGAAAGUUAGGUGCCCCUCGGGUGGAGGAGGACAAGCCCAACAAACACACAGAGACCUGCGUCGCCGCCCUGUGCGCUGUGCUGGGUCGGGCUACCGAGCUGCCGGUGAUGGAUCCAAAGGGCCUCGCAGCGGAGGAGCUUCGCCGCGAGGAAGAGCAGCGGGCCCGCCUGGAGGCAGAAUUGCUUGCGGCGCAGAAGGCGGCAGAGGCUGCGGCCCGAUCCGCCGAGGGGCAGGAGGACGGGGAAGAGGAGCAGGGCGGUGAUGGAGACGAUUCGAUCGUCGAGGUGGAGGAGGCCGCAAGGCAGCCAUCGAAACCGCCGACGCCGCUGCCGGCGGAGAAGCUGCCGGCACAGCAGGAAGCAGAGCAAGAAGCGGCUGCUGAUCCUGUUGACGGCCCCGAUUGGGAAGGAGCCGAUGCAGAAGAAGGGGCACAGCCGCCCAAGGAGGAGGAAGAAGAGGAGGCGGAGCCAGAGCCUGUAGACGAGCCCUGGCCUCCCGAGUCACUCGUCGAGAGAUAUCCGCACCUUUGUUUCGACCUCUUCUUCGAGUUUGAGCCGACGACGAAGGAUGAGGACCCCGGCGUGCGACUGGAGGCGCUGAGUUCGCUGGAGUCGCUGGCAGCACGGGGCGACCGACGCGCCCUAGGGGCUCUCCUUCUGUCCCUCCGGGAUGAGGAUGCCGAGGUAUGCUCUAAAGCCAUGCAGAGCUUCAUUGCUCUCUAUGAGCACGUGCCUGGCGAUCUGGCCAUCGUAAUCGCAGUGGCUCAGAUGAUGAUGGCAGGGAGCAACGUGUAUGGCAAUAGCAACAGCCGCAAAGCCGCUCUUCAGGCCCUGGUCGGCUCUGAUGGCAGCAGCAACCGGGCUUUGGCUGCGGUGCUUUCCCGUCACCUGGAGGCCUUGCGGGAAAGGGGGACCUUGGAGGCCGCGGCGGCGGAGCGCCUGCUGCUGCUGGAGGCUCUCAGCAGAACGGUCCCCGAGGAGCUGCAGGCACACUUGGCGGACAUUUUGCUGCUCAGCCUCUUAGACCAGUCGGUCGAGGUGCGGCUGCUGGCCCUGCGACAUCUGGCGCCCAUGGGACCCGACUCCCCUCGCGUGCGCGGCGUUGCAGACCGGCUCCGCGACAAGCAGCCGGCGGUGAAGGAGUUGGCCGCCGAGGUCUUGCAGACAUGGAACCGUGAGCCUCGAUGUCAGCCCCGGGCGUACAACUCCAGAGGGGACAAGUACAUGCUUGAAGCGGAGCUCAUGGAGUUCACCACCUGA
Messenger RNA from Symbiodinium sp. CCMP2456, 1944 nucleotides. Lineage: Eukaryota; Dinophyceae; Suessiales; Symbiodiniaceae. The record is from the annotation of a GenBank genome assembly.